Molecule: messenger RNA, 3966 nt
Organism: Papilio xuthus (Asian swallowtail)
Lineage: Eukaryota; Metazoa; Arthropoda; Insecta; Lepidoptera; Papilionidae
Gene: Cap-G
Product: Chromosome associated protein G
Exons: 29
Coding region: 131-3892 (1253 amino acids)
Biological process (GO): mitotic chromosome condensation
Cellular component (GO): cytoplasm; condensin complex; condensed chromosome
Source: RefSeq, a predicted model, not a curated record
AUAAAACGGUCACGUCAAUUUGAAUUUGACGUAUCGUAUGUAUGAAAAGAUUUGAAGUUUGAAGUUGUAUUUAAAAGUUCUAAAUAUUCUUAUCUUAUGAUUUGUUUUGUUAUCCAACUUGGAAUUCGUGAUGGCACCAUCGGAUCCUCAAAUUCCUCAAACGAUUCAAGUAUGUCCAACACCAAAUCCUCGGAAUAUACCUGUUAUGUUCAAGAUUUUCCAAAAUGUUCAAUACAAUGUUGUUCAACACAAAAAAUACGUUAAGGAAAUGACAAAAUUGUAUAAAAAGACUGAGCAAGAUGCAUUCCGAGAGAGCUUCAGAAAUGCCUUACAAUACUUAUUUACAUUUGGAGACACCAGUGCUAAUGUAGACAGAGUUAUACAAUUUGUGGCGACAUUUUGCACAAGUCUGGAUGAUGAAGAAGAAUUUCUUAUGUUUAUAUUUGAUAUCAUUUUCGACUUUCAAUGUGUUUCCGGACAAGCUGUAAGAUAUCGUGCGAGUCAGUUACUUGCUGCUGUGCUUGCUGCUCUGGGUAAUGAUGCAUCCCUUGAUGAUGACCUUUGUGACAAACUACUUGCUUCACAGAUGCAAAGAUUACAAGACACUAGAGGUGCUGUACGAUGUCGGGCUGGGCUGGCAUUACAGCGUUUGCAGAACCCUAUGGACCCUGAUGAUGAGGUCACCAGAGCAUACCGCUUCCAUAUGAGCUGUGACCCAAGUUCAUCCGUUAGAAGAGCGAUAGUAAUGUCAAUAGCUAAAUGCACACGUAAUGUGCCAUUUGUACUGGAGCGACUCUGCGAUGUGGACGAGGCGGUGCGUCGUGCGGCCUUCCUCUAUAUCUCGGCUAUGAAUGUUACACAGCUUAGAGUCAGACAGAGAGUGCUCACGCUUAAGGUGGGUCUUACUGAACGUAGUAUAAGAGUACGUAGGGUGGUAGAAGAGAUUCUAAUACCAGCGUGGUUGAGUUCAUUUGAAGGCAACAUAGUACAUUUGUUGAAAGCUAUACGUUUGGAUAACGCCUUGGAUGCUAAGGACUCUCAGUAUGUAGCUGGCAAACUACUAGAGUCACUUUUCAAACGUUUACCAAUAUCAGAGCUGUUGGAAUGGCUGCCAACAGAUAAGACUUUGAGAUUGAUUCCCGCGGAGAAGCUGAACAAGGAGACGGCGUGGUACUGGCGCCAUCUUGCAGAACACUUACAGAGUAUUGAUGAUGACGAAACAUUACAAACAGUGUUGCCAGAUUUGGUUGUACUUACCGGAUAUAUUAGAGCUAUAGUAGAGUCUCCAUGCCCUUCGGAGUCUGAAGAUCCUGUCGGGUUCAGCACGCGGCAGUACGUGCUGCAGGAGUUGGGGCUGAUGCUGCGAGUGUACGAUGUGUCUGAUCCUGCCGGCAGGACUUCUUUGCAGGAUCUAAUUGCGGAUGUGCUAACUGGUGACUAUGGCCCAUUAAAUCCAGAAGUGCUUCGUGCAUUCGUGAUGGCACUAGAGUUGGUAGUGCCUGACGUAUCAGCACGUAUGGAGGCUAUUAACACCAUGAUAUCGGCACUGCGCGACCCUGAGGAGGUCGAGGUGUCUCCAGUCCCACUACCUCCAGCUAUGGAGUCCACAGAAGUUAAGUUACAGAGAGCUAGGUUACGCGUGUCUCUCAAUGUGGCUAUGGAAGCUCAGGAAGAAGCGGUCAGAGAACAGAACUAUGCUCUCGCCGCAGAAUGCAAAGCAAAGGUUGAAGACAUACAGAAGAAGUUAGAAGAUUUAAAUAUCCAACCCGCACCUCCACCGCCGCCAAUUUUACCAACUAUCAAAGAAAGCAAAUCAGACGAAGCCACAUUGAAUAAAUGUCUCAUAAUAUUAAAUGCUGCUUUGGACACUCCACAGUUGACAACUUUGACGCCCAUUCUACGGAUGAUAUUUAAAGAUUUAGAGGUCGAGAUAUUUAAAAACAUUGAAAUACAAAUCAACGCUUUAGAAACAGUGGCACUGUAUGCGAUGUUAGACAAGGAAUUUGCGAAGGAGUACAAAUCAUUCUUCUUUGCUAAAUUAAUAGACACAAGUAAUGAGCCCUUAGUAACAACAGCUCUCCGUUGCGUUAUGGAUUUACUCUGCGUGCACGGAGUCACAGUGUUUGAUGAUGAGGCGGAUGCUGCAAAAGAAGAUUCCAGAAUGAAGAAGAGGCGUACCACUAACCGUACAAUUGAAGAUACUGAGGAUGAAGAGAGCAUUUCGGAGUCAGUGUUAUGUUUAAGUCCGACACACAGUACUGUUAUAAAAGUAUUAUUGCAACUCAUGGACAGCUCAUGUGCAUCAUUCAGACUUAUAAUAGUGGAAGGAUUUUGUCGUCUGAUUCACCUCGGUCAUUUGGAGUCCCCCUCUAUAUUGAGCAGAUUGUUGUUGCUAUGGUUCAAUCCAGCUACAGCGGAUGAAGACAUGCUGCGUCAAAUUAUCGGAGUUUUCUUCCAAACUUACCCAAUUAGUGUUGACGGAGCCCAGGAACAAAUACAGAAAGCAACAUUGCCUACAUUACGCGCGCUAGCAAACGCUCCCUCAUCUUCUCCUAUUGCUGAAAUAGACCAAGAAGCUGUGGUCCGGUUCAUCGUCUCACUCACAAGAGUCAACCAUGAACUAAUUGACAGUCAAGGCGGGAUGGCUGUCACGCUUUGCGGCGCGCUGUCACGCUGCCCGACGCGACCGGAGGCGCCACUGGCGUGCCGCGUGCUCGCGCUACUGUCGCCCCCGCGUGACGCUCAGGUCGCUGCUGACCUCGCUAAUACGCUGCGGGACCUCAUAACGAAUCUGACGGAAAAGCAAUCGACACGUAACCUGAUCAGAUAUCUGGGCUCCUUAGAAGCAAUGGAACGUUCCUCCUUAAACAAGAUAUCUACAACAGUUGCUUCAGAAGGAACUCUGCAAGUCGAAGACAGUUUGACUCAAACAAGACGAACUACGACUUCUUUACGUAAAUCGCGUUCUUUGUUGGAUCGAAGAAGACGUUACCCUAACUUUGUUUUAAAGUGGUAUUUAUCUCAACCGAUAGGUCGCAGUACACAUGUAAUUAUAAACGAAACGGUGGAAGAAGAACCAGAAAUCGACGAGACAUCGCCCACUGAAAUGCCUUCUAAAAUCUCUCAUGAGCCUGAACAUACAAACAUGAGCAUUCAAUCAAGUAAAAAGUCAACGGAGUGCGACACGGCCGCUGCAGAUCCUGAUGAAGUUCACUCUGACAGUAGUGGAGUAUCACCGGUUAAGAAACCUAAAGUUGUUAAAGGAAAGAAAAAGAAGUCAACGAACAAGAAAACAGAAAAAAGUGAGACUGAAAAGAAGACGCGGACCAAAAAGAAGACUAGCAAAGAGCAAGAAGAAGGAAAGGAGACGGAAAAAGGCAUAAAGAGGACCAGGUCGCAACGAUCUAUUGAAGAUGUAGAUAGAGCAAAACAACAAGUAUCCAAAGGUAAAAAGAAGACAUUGGCCAAAUCUCCAUCUCUUUCUCCCGCGGACGAUCAAGAGCGGUGUAACGUGAGUGUGAGAAGGACAAGAGAUACGCGUUCCUCCACCUCUACUUCACCACCCUCCAGUGGAGAGAAGAGUAACGGCAGUGAAAAGAAACAAGAAAAUAAAACAGGGAAUCAAGGUAAAGGAUCGACUCGCAGUAGUGCCGGUAGCUCACAAGAUUCAUUAUUUGAAGAUUCUGCUGAUGAAACGCAGCUGCACACUAUUGUAUAUGAUAAAGAAAUUGUCCAAUCUCUUCUAGAAGAUUCUAGCGAAUUAAUUGAUGCGAAACAAAAGUCGGGAAAUGUCACCAUACCAGAGACACCUAGUGGAAGUGAUGAUUCAGAUUCAGAACCUGAACCAGUGCCCAUAAAAGGGAAAGGAAAAACUAAAGGGAGAAAGAAAUGAUAGAAGAUAAUUAAUUUAAUAAGUUAUUUUUAAUUUGUCAAUAAAUAUUUACAGUUCCUUAAUAACAAAUAACA